CCACUCUGGAUCACUUUUCAUCUCUGCACCUCCAACCCGAUGGAGAGAAAAUGCACGGUGCCUUAAUGGGCUUCUGAUAGAGGAAGGAAACCAGGGCUUUUUUUUUUUUUUCUGGGAGCCAAAAAAGAAACAGCCUGAGAAAACAGGAUAUCAGCACUAGACACAAUGUGAAAAGAAGAGAGGGAGAGUUAAAAAAAAUAUAUCUGGGUGAGAGAGAGAAGUUGUGCAUUCAGCUAAGCUGCAAAAGGCUGGCUCGUCUUCCCUCCCCCUGCCUUUCUCCACCCCCUGGAAAAGUGUUCUGUCUCUCCCUCUCUCUCUCUCUCUCUCUCUCUCUCUCUACCUCUUUCUCUCUCCCCUUCUCUGCAGCUGUGGUCUGCUGAGCGUCACCUCCACACAGCAAGUGCCUUUACUUGAGCAGAAGAGGGAGAAGGAAGAGGAGGGUAGCUGCGAGAGAGAAGGAAGGAAAGAAAAAAAAAAAUCCCAGGAGUGUUUCUGAACACACCAGAGGAGCAUCUCUGACUUUGUAGAGAGGGCUGAAAAGUACACAGAGACAGACGGGCAAAGGCGGGCGGCGUUGGAGUAUCACAGCGCUGGCGGUGCUGGCAGAGCAUGCUGAGUGAAGACAGGGGAAUCCACUGGCGCUGUUGGUCCUGUUGUCCCUGGCAAAAAAGCAGCUUGAGCAGGAGAGAGAAAACGGCGCAGCAUCCAGGAUCUCGCCAGGGGGGCAGCAUUUUAUAGCGACAACGAAGCGUGGAGACAGCUGAAACCUGCGCGCACACACACUCGCAGGAAAACACACAUGUACACAGCUGAGUGGGGAAGGACACACUCGCUGCAUUUUAAAAGAUUCACCACAACCCCUUUUCCACUUCUGAAGCACAAAAACUUACAGGCUGGGACACAGGAAAACACAAAUGUUAGAUUUUUUUGUCCAUGGAUGCUGGAUGAUGGAGAGGAAAACUUCUGGAGAGGAAAUUCUCUUUUAAGCAGGACUUACUGCAGAGAUUUUUCCCACUAAGAAUAACUUUCUUUUUUUUGAAGUUGGGGUUUUAAAGCCUCUGUAAGCACAACACAAAAUAACCUCUAUUCUUAGUCGCAGAAAUUGAGAGCGGUCUUUGUGACCAUUAAGAUGCCUCCUCCUGAUUCAGUCUGAGCAGUAAGUGGAUUAUGACGGCAAUAUUUUGGGAUUGCUCUUUCGCUUGAGAAAAAAAAAGAAAGAAAUCCAUGACUGGUGGAUUUACGUCUGUCAGAAAAGGAGAGGAUCCUGUGCUUUCUCCUCUUUCUUCUCCUGUGGAUUACAGAUGGGCUUUGUGAUCUCCCAGUGCAGUCUCAUGGAUGAUCGCUCGCUGCCAGUCAUUAGGAUAAAGUACAAAGAGGGACACAAGUGGCUUGGGCACAAGCGGAGAUUGAUUGAAGUGAUCUGUGUGAAUCCUAUUAAUGCAUCCUGGAUUCCGGCCAAGGCAGAAGCAAUGGAGGGGAACACCGCUGUCUAGCAGCACUAUCUGAUCUGCCUCCUCACUGGAUGAACUGAGGACCCUCUGCACUCCCUCUUCAACAACACUCCUCCUCCUCCUCUCGCCCAGGCAAGGAUGGUACCCCCACCUCCCACCAACAAGCCCCACGUGUGCCUGUCCACCAUCCUGAUCAUGAGCAGCAUGGCUCUGAUUGAUGCCUACCUGGUGGAGCAGAACCACGGCCCCCGUAAGAUAGGCAUCUGCAUCAUGGUGAUGGUGGGAGACAUCUGCUUUCUAAUUGUAUUGCGUUAUGUGGCAGUGUGGGUGGGCGCAGAGGUGCGAACAGCCAAGCGAGGCUACGCCAUGAUCCUCUGGUUCCUUUACAUCUUUGUGCUGGAGAUCAAGGUCUACUUUGUGUAUCAAAAUUACAAGGCGGACAGGAAGAGCCUGGACGCUCUCGCCAGGAAGGCGCUAACGUUGCUGCUCUCCAUUUGCAUCCCAGUGCUGUUUGUGGUGCUGGUGGCCAUCGACCACAUGGAGUACGUCCGCGCCUUCAAGAAGCGUGAGGAGAUCCGUAACCGUCUCUUCUGGGUGGUGGUGGACUUGCUGGACAUACUGGACAUCCAAGCCAACCUGUGGGAGCCCCAGAAGAAGGGACUACCUCUCUGGGCUGAAGGCCUGAUGUUCUUCUACUGCUACAUCCUGCUGCUCGUUCUGCCCUGCGUGUCCUUGAGCGAAAUCAGCAUGCAGGGCAUUAACAUCGUGCCCCACAAGAUGCUCCUGUACCCCAUCCUCAGCCUGGUGACCAUCAACAUCAUCACCCUGUUCAUCCGCGGGGGGAACAUGAUUCUGUACAGGGACGCCAGGGUCUCCGGGAUCCUGAUAGGAAAGAACAUCCUAGCCAUCAUCCUAAAGACCUGCAGCUUUGUGCAGUACAGGAGACAGUUGCAGAAUGCUCCCCCUGCCUUUGGGGUCGAGCUGCAGAAAAACUCGGUGGCCCACGCUCGCCCUGCCCCCACCCCUCCCCAAGUGGUGGUCAUGCAGGAUCAGACGCCCCUCCCCGAGGUGACAACGUGUGAGCACACAUGACAGAAUGGUGAGGCGAAUCCUGGAGAUGUCAAUAUGGAUAUAUAUGACCCUCAGGACACUGGAAGGGCACAAUGUUCCACACCUUUUAGGGCAUGUGAACUCUCAUGUGAACACACAGGAGAUCAUGAUCUCCAUUGAUGCUUAAUGGCACAUAAGACAUUGCAGACACUUAGUGAGGAUAGAGCAGUGCUGUGUCCAAAGCUGUAAUGGUGCAAAAUACAGUAUCACUUUGUGACUUUGUUAAAGCAUCUCCUUCUCCCAGUGAAUUCAGUUAACUGUGUAUUUUUUCUAAUUGUACUAAAGAAAAAAAAGCAACUACUGCAAGAUUAGAGGAUAUAUUUUUGAAUUGUGCGUGUUACAUUCUAAUCUUAAACUUAAGGGUCUGUGUGCUGUGGUGUGUAUUUCUGUCGCUCGAAUGUUCUUAGUAGUGGAGGGCUUUAACACGUCAAAGUCAGAAGGAGCAACCAAUGAGAGAAUCAGAGUAACGAGAUGAAAAUAACCGUUAAAGCUUUCUCUUGAACGAAGUGUGUUUUUAUAUGUGAUUCUUUGAUAAAGUAUUGUGUACAAGAUAAAGGUGUUCCUGCUCUUUCACUGGCUUCUG
Messenger RNA from Thunnus maccoyii (southern bluefin tuna), 3144 nucleotides. RefSeq names its product transmembrane protein 121. The transcript is spliced from 2 exons. The coding region runs from base 1590 to 2543 and encodes 317 amino acids. The record is from RefSeq and is a predicted model, not a curated record. Lineage: Eukaryota; Metazoa; Chordata; Actinopteri; Scombriformes; Scombridae.